This is a messenger RNA of Rubroshorea leprosula, 1059 nucleotides long. The record is from the annotation of a GenBank genome assembly. NCBI's taxonomy places the organism in Eukaryota, Viridiplantae, Streptophyta, Magnoliopsida, Malvales, Dipterocarpaceae.
CAAACACGGCCCUAUAAAAUCAUUCCCGGUAUCCGGCGAAAACGAAAAUCGGAAUCCUUAAUCUGAAUCUCUCUGGUUGUCUCUUGUCCCGCCAUACCGCCGAUCGAUUUGGAGAUGCAAUCCGUGGUGCUAAACCCCACCGGUUACUGCCGAGCGCAACAAACCCUAGAACCCUCCUCUUCUCGCCCAUCUACAACCAAGAGCCUGAGCUUCUUUGGAACCCGAGUCUCCCCGGUGGACGGGCUUAAUCUAGUGUUGCGCAUCCGGUCUCGAUCACCUGCUAUCAACCGCCGGAAAAUUGUUAUGGCGGUGGCCACGCCCGAUUCAUCAUUGGAGUUGCCGCUGACGGCGGAGAGUGUAGAGAGUGUGUUGGAUGAAGUUCGACCCUAUCUCAUUGCAGACGGGGGGAACGUUGCAUUACACGAGAUUGAUGGUAAUGUUGUAAGAUUGAAGCUACAGGGAGCCUGCGGCUCCUGUCCGAGUUCGGUCAUGACGAUGAAGAUGGGUAUUGAGAAACGUUUAAUGGAGAAGAUCCCGGAAAUUGUUGCAGUGGAGCCAAUAACUGAUGAAGAGACUGGCCUUGAGCUGAAUGAAGAAAAUAUAGAGAAGGUACUUGAAGAAAUUAGGCCAUACCUUGUUGGGGCAGCUGGUGGCUCUCUGGAAUUAGUUGCCAUCGAGGAGCCAAUAGUGAAAAUUCGUAUAUCAGGUCCGGCAGCAUCAGUCAUGACCGUUAGAGUGGCUGUUACUCAAAAAUUGCGAGAGAAAAUCCCAGCCAUUGCAGCAGUUCAACUUCUGUAAUAUGAAUAUACAUCCUUUUUUACUCAUUGAUAUUUCGAAGGUAAAAAAUUAUUUAAUAAAACUUGUAAAACCCUUAUAAAUAGUUAUUAGUAUCAUGGCGUACGGCUCAUUCAUUCAGUUGGAUGCCAUUACUGUGAUACUUUUGAAAGUUCCAUAACGUGGCUUUUUUUCUUUUUUUCUUUUUUCUUUUUUUAAAUUAUUUUUAUCUGUUAUGAUGAACUGGUAUUUUCAAUUCAAGGUAAAUACAAAAGGCUGAAAAUA